This is a messenger RNA of Drosophila kikkawai, 1478 nucleotides long. RefSeq names its product ceramide phosphoethanolamine synthase-like. The record is from RefSeq and is a predicted model, not a curated record. Gene Ontology annotation, molecular function: protein binding; ceramide cholinephosphotransferase activity; sphingomyelin synthase activity. Gene Ontology annotation, biological process: ceramide biosynthetic process. Gene Ontology annotation, cellular component: endoplasmic reticulum membrane; Golgi membrane; plasma membrane. Lineage: Eukaryota; Metazoa; Arthropoda; Insecta; Diptera; Drosophilidae.
UUUCCCUUUCCAAAAGCAACUAAAUUCAAUGUGUUUUUGUUUGAGCAAACACUGGUGGCAGCAUUAAGUGAGGUUCGUGCAACAUGCGGAGCAGCAGCAGCCAGGUGGCCCACUGGAACGUGGAGGACGUGACCAGAUGGGCCACCCAGUCCGAUCACUCCUCGAAGAUCCUGUUGGACUGCCUGCGCCAGGAGGCCAUCGAUGGUGAGGUUCUGCUCACACUCACCGAGCGGGAUGUCCAGGAUUUGCGCCAUCGUUUGGGCUACAAUCUCACCUUUGGUGAGCUCAAGAAAUUCUGGCUGGCCGUGUUCCGGCUGCAGUUGGUCGUGAUAGGUGAUAGCCAGGCGGAAUCUCAGCCUGCAGCGGCAGCCAAACCAGUGCCAGUGCCCGUGUCCUGCCUGACGCCCGAGUAUCUGAAGACCGCCAUUAGCCUGUGCUACUCCAUUCUGGUCAGUUGGAUAACGUCGUUCGUCAUGGUGAUUGUCCAUGAGCGAGUGCCGGAUAUGCAGCGUUAUCCUCCGUUGCCGGACAUUUUUCUGGACAAUGUACCGCAUAUUCCGUGGGCCUUUUGUCUGUCCGAGAUCACUGGAUCGCUGCUCUUUACCUUAUGGCUGAUCGUGUUGAUCUUUCACAAGUAUCGGCUGGUGCUUUUGCGACGCUUCUCCGCUCUGGCGGGCACCGUCUUCCUGCUGCGCUGCAUCACCACGCUGAUCACAUCGCUGAGUGUGCCCGGAACGCAUCUGCAGUGCAAUCAGAGUGACUUUGCCAUUGAUGAUCCUAAUGUGGACAUGGUGGGUGCCAUGGUUAUUCGCUUGACACGUGCCUAUCGCAUCUGGCGGGGCUUGGGCCUGUCCAUUCAGGGCGUUAGCACCUGUGGCGAUUACAUGUUCAGUGGCCAUACGGUGGCUCUUACUUUGCUCAAUUUCUCUAUAACGGAGUAUACGCCAAGGAGUCUAUAUAUCCUGCACGCUUUCACCUGGCUGCUCAACCUGUUUGGCAUCUUUCUCAUUUUGGCCGCCCACGAGCAUUACUCCAUCGAUGUGUUUGUGGCUUUUUAUAUCACCUCCAGGCUCUUUUGCUAUUACCACACAUUGGCCAAUAAUGGGACUUGUCGGAGGAGCGAUUCCAAGAGGAUGAACACCUGGUUUCCGCUGUUUAGUUAUCUGGAGAGCGGCGGUAAUGGUCAGAUACCGCAUGAUUUUGAGACUCCCGGCUCUCUGGUGGUGACCAUCGCUGAGCGGUUGUGCCUGGCCAAGGACCAAGUGGUAAUGACUUUUUCAAAAUUUUCCCUAUUCCCGCUAGCCUUUCAUCAAUGUUCUGGAAAGUCUGCCUAAGUCUAAGCUUAAAUGUAAACCUCAAACUGAUCCUCCUGCUCCUGCUUCGCCUUUGCAUUUAUCUUUCGUUUAUUCCAAGAUCUUGGGGAUGGGGAAAAUCUCCAUUUGAAAGAAUAAAUCAUUACAAUUUAUUAUUUAAAAAUA